Prorocentrum cordatum is the source of this 353-nucleotide messenger RNA. The record is from the annotation of a GenBank genome assembly. NCBI's taxonomy places the organism in Eukaryota, Dinophyceae, Prorocentrales, Prorocentraceae.
GAGACGCCGGAGGUGCGCAUCUGGGUCGCCAACACGGAUUGCGCCAAGAUCAUCGGCCGCAACGGAAGGCAGAUGCGGGACAUCGAGGCGAAGUCCAGGACUAAGCUGAAGGUGCAGCGCGAGGAUGAGAUGGAUUCGGACUCCAAGGAGCGGUACAUCGACAUCAUCGGCACCCGCGUGGAGCAGAAGAAGGCGCUCGAGGCGAUAGUGGAGCUGGCGAGCUUCGUGCGCGAGGACGAGGGGGAGGUGCUGAAGGACCAGCGCGCCGCCGACGAGGGCGACGGAAGGGGCGGCCCGCCGCGCAUCGUGGAGGUGCCGGUGGACGACGUCGGGAAGGUGCUGGGCCGAAAGGG